Messenger RNA from Schistosoma mattheei, 1323 nucleotides. Lineage: Eukaryota; Metazoa; Platyhelminthes; Trematoda; Strigeidida; Schistosomatidae. The record is from the annotation of a GenBank genome assembly.
AUGCUUAUCUGGAGACGUUUAUUAAUCAUUCUGUUGAAUCUAAUCAACUCUUGGUUUAUUGCUGCAACUGGAGAAAAGCCAGUUCAAAAAACAGAAAAUCUAGCUAUAGGAGCUUGUAGUCAAUAUGAUUCAAAUUUUUGUUCAAGACAAGUAGAAAAUAGUGUUUGUAAUUAUGAGAAAAAUGAAUGUUUUUGUCGGAAAGGAUUUGUGGCAAUUCGUGAAAAUGGUCGAGUAACAUGUAAAACAUUGCUAACCGAUUUAAAAUGUCGGGUAGAUCGUGACUGUGUUCAUGUGAAUCGAAGCAGUUGUCAUCCUGGUGCCGGUUACUGUUCAUGUCCUGGAAAUACUAUAUACGUUCCUGAAAAACAUGCUUGCAGGUCACGUUUUACCUAUCCCAGUGAUCCAUUUUGUGAUGUAUGCCUUCAGUUGAAAGGAACUUGUUUUAAAUAUGAAUUAUUUGAAAGAGUUGCAACAGAAGAAAGGGUGAAUCCAAAUGGUGUUGGUUGUGUUUGUCCAGAUCAGAAAGUGUCGAUUAGUACAAGAACAAGUGAUCCGUUAAAAUAUAUGUGUGAUGGGAAUUUGGUUGAUAUUGGAUCAGAAUGUGAUGAUGAAUCAUUAUUUUGUCGUUCAAUAAAUUCCAUUUGCAAACCAUUACAAGAAGAACUGUUACUAUCUACUAACCAGUUGCAUAGUAUUAAAAGUAAUCUGUGGUCAGAAAACUUUCCUAGUGGAGAUCAUUUACGCAGAAGUCAAAUUAUACGUACAUGUCAGUGUAAACCAGGAUAUUUACCAGUAUAUCAAAUUAAUUUAAAGUAUAAUGAAUGCUUUAAAAUAUUACCAAUGAAAGCUAAACAUUGUCAGAAAUGUGUUGAUACAGGUGGUCAAUGUUAUGAUUUAAACGAUGAUGGAAUAGGAGAUGGUUGUGAUUGUCCACCUAGUCUUUCAUCUAUCGUCUAUGGAAAAGAAAACUCAGAAAUAUAUUGUGGAACAGUUCAUGUAUCUGUCAACUGUACAAAUGGAUAUUUAUCUGUGUGCUAUUAUCCUCAUACCUAUGGACCGUACAGCAGCUUGUUUGAUGAUUUGAUAAAUCACCGUUCUGUAGCCAGAUUAGCAUCCGAUAAUUAUAUGAUAGAUACACUACCUCUACAAAUAUCUGGUUUGUCCAGUGAAGCCAACAGGACAUAUCAUUAUUCAAAUUUUCAAAAUCUUUGUACACUCAAAUCAGAGAACGAUACAACGGGUACUGAAAACACUUUCGUAACAGAAUCAAUAUCAUAUGAUAAUUAUCAUUUACAUGGGCACAAACAAAAAGAUUCUGUUUGA